GGUACAUGUUGCGCUCCGCCUCACAACAUUUUCGUUAAUUUCAAGAGUGCCGGCGAGAGUGAAUGUUGUUUUUUUGUUUUAAUGUGUUUGUGAAAAAGACAAAAUGAAGUUUUUAUUGCUGAUGUUCCUUGUACAUCAGUCUUCGGGCGUUAUUUAUCAUUUAAAUUUCACGGAGUACAGCAAAAUGCCAGAGCUGUACCACAUGGACGACUACGACACGUGUAUCACCGAGCCGGGGGGGACUUACUGCCUUUUCGACGCCGAUCUCUACUCAAAAAACAAUUCUGAACUCAUGCAAAUGAUUAAAGAAUACACCGCUUACGAAGUGAAGCAUUUCAACCACACGGUGGUGCACCGAGCGUUGUGUGUACAGAAAACUUGCAAGAGCUUCAUGCAGAACAGGAGUCUAGAAAACGAGGAGGACCUAAAAGCCGUCCUUGAGGCGUGCGUGGAUGACGAGCUGUGGAAAGGAUACCAGCUUAAUGCCAGGUUAACUGAAAUAACAUACUGCAAAAGGCACGGCGAAAAGUCUUCCCUCAGCAUCGGAGACUACGUGGUCGGAGCUGUCUAUCUGAUAUUGAUCAUUUUGAACGCCGCUGGGACAUCAUACGACAUCUUAAAGGGCGAGAAAGCAGGAAACCCGUACUUAAUGGCGUUUUCCAUGCGUAAAAACUGGCGCAAGCUGAUAGCGCCCAGCGGAGAGGGCCCCGAACCUAGGCUCAACAGGCUCAAACUUUUCAAUGGGCUGAGGGCGCUGACGAUGAUCUGCGUGUUUUUCUCACACACGGCUCUGGUACUUGCCUACACCUAUCUCAAGAAUCCUUACUACAUCGAAACGUCAUACGAUGAUCCUGCAAAAUACAUCUUGUUUAACGGGAACCUUGUGACGUAUACGUUCUUCGUGAUGUCCGGUUUUCUGUUGGCGUUCAACUUCGAGCUGCACGCCGAGAAGCACCGAGUUAGCCUGUGGGACUGGCCGAAGGGCAUGCUGAUGCGAUGGCUGAGGUUGACUCCAAUAUAUGCUCUGGUCAUGUUCACCGUGAUGACCCUGAUGCGGCACCUGGGUGAUGGGCCCCUGUGGCCUCACGUGGUGACCAGCGAGGCCGUCGCCUGCAACAAGUACUGGUGGGCACACUUGCUCUACGUCAACAAUUACAUCUUCGACGACUCGCAUUGCUUCCCGCAGAGUUGGUAUCUGGCAGCAGACACACAACUCUUCGGGCUGGGGCUACUCGUGUGCAUACUGUUCCGGAAGCCGCGUGCGCAGAUUAUCGCGCUGACUUUUAUGCUGAUCGUGGCGCUGGCCAUCCCCGCUGCGCAUCUAUACUUCCAGAACUUGGGGGCUGUGGUGCAUCUAUCGCCAGAAACCUACCGCUCCCUCUUCCGGUUCAACGACACAUUCCGCAUCAUCUUCGUGGGCGGGCACACGAACAUGUCCACGUACGCGCUGGGCAUCGCCGGUGGACUCCUCGCCUACCACUUACUCAAGAACGAGAAGAGUGUCUCAGAAAAGCUGCAGAAAUACCCCUGGAUCAUGUGGAUGACGUUCCCCAUUGGCGUGGGCACCAUCUUGUCCGGCGGCAUCUUUUACAUGGACGGCUUCGAACCCUCAAACCCCGUGAAGAUCAUCUACGGCGCCAUCCACAAGCCCCUGUUCCAGUGUAACAUCAUCUUUAUUAUCAUUGCCUGCAUCUUUAAGGUCGAAACCGUGUUCCGUGGCAUCCUAGAGUGGCGCGGCUUCACGUGGAUGGGUCGCGCGUCGUACGCCGGUUUCCUGCUACACUCGCUGUUCCAGCGCGGUCUGGUGGGAUCCCAGAGACUGCCUUCUUACAUGUCCGACUACUACAUAAUGGUGCUGUUAUCCGCCACCAUAUUCCUCGCGUUCGCCUCCGGCGCACUGCUUUGGGUGACAGUGGAGUCCCCCCUGGCCAUAGUCACUAAGCUCAUCCUGUCCCCACCCAGAAAGAACAGGCCACCCAGACAGGAAGCUGAGACGGAAGAUGUGAAGGGAAAAGAUAUUACAACCAAAGUAUAGAUUUAAGUUAGAUGUAGUUGGAGCUGCCCACCGCGCAUAAAGGAUGACAUACGCUAGAAAGGUCCGAGGUGUCCGACACUUCGUUUUUAUGGCUCUUCUACACGAUGGACUUCUGAACCAGCGAGAUGGUCAUGCGAUGGUGAUGGCUCCUCUACACGAUGGCCCGGCGCUGGACCACCGUGAUAGCCAUGCGAUGGCUGAGAGCACGUGUUGUGGAAUGGCCCACGUGUAGACGCGUACGCACCAUCGCUGGCCCACUACCUGAUGUACGGACGAAAAAUCGCCGCACCACAUCGCCAUCCCGCCGCACCAUAAGCCAUCCGACACCACUAAUUUCUCUACACGCUGGCCCAUGUUAGCGGGCCAGUAUGAUGGCCCAUCGUGGAGAAGAGCUAUAGGCAGCAUCACAUGACUAUCGAGGCUCGGAAGUGACUGUAAGGUGUAACAAAAAUAGUGGGGAUCCGUUUAAGGGAAUAUUCGGUAUCGUGUUCUGCGGCUGUAGCACGGUCGCAUUUUUAUCACUUGUCACUAUGCCUGUCACUUUCGCACUUAACCACUUGAUAGAACGUGACAGGCAUAGUGACAAAUGCCUACUGUUACUGUUUAGGAAAAAGUAGAAGAUAGAAAUUGUUGACGCGAGAGCGUAGUGGCUCAUAAAUCACCUGGCAUGUAUAAAAUUAUAUAAAUUUCUGAAUAUUCUAGAAAAUCUACCUUGCUUGUGUUUAAUUUAGAUGCGUUACAUUUUUCAUAGACUAUAGAUAUUGUUGUUGCAACGUUUUCGUAAAAAUAAUCGAUUUCCUUACAAAGUAAGCAGUUUUCAUUGCUCUUGAUUUGUUAAAUAUACGAAAUAAUUCGUUAUAUUUUGGAAUAAGGGAUAGCAUAAGAUAAAAUAAGUAAAUAAAUAUUUAUAACAUG
Cydia pomonella (codling moth) is the source of this 2950-nucleotide messenger RNA. RefSeq names its product nose resistant to fluoxetine protein 6-like. The transcript has 13 exons. Gene Ontology annotation, molecular function: acyltransferase activity, transferring groups other than amino-acyl groups. The record is from RefSeq and is a predicted model, not a curated record. The coding region runs from base 104 to 2035 and encodes 643 amino acids. Lineage: Eukaryota; Metazoa; Arthropoda; Insecta; Lepidoptera; Tortricidae.